AUGACGGAAGAGCAGCAGAUGGGCUUUACUGGGCCUUACUGGGCCUUGCCGGGUCUCGGACCUGUAACAUGGGAUGGUCGACUAGUAAUAGAGGAUCUUGUGCCGCUGGGGACCACUGACCACUCACUGGUGGGGGGAGGUCUUUGCAUGCCCGAUACGCGGGAGGCACGAGCGCCAGCUUCAGCUUUUCCUUCUCCUGCUGCUUCUGCUUCUCCUUCUCCUUCUGGUGUCGAGCUGACAGGCCACCAGCCCAAAUCAGUGUCAGCCACACUCGUGGCCGAUAAGAAGCUAGCAAACCACCAGGAGACCCACUUACGGCCACCGAAAGCCCCUGGCUCCGUACCGAGGCUCGACUGA
Messenger RNA from Colletotrichum truncatum, 357 nucleotides. Lineage: Eukaryota; Fungi; Ascomycota; Sordariomycetes; Glomerellales; Glomerellaceae. The record is from RefSeq and is a predicted model, not a curated record.